AGUGGAUAGUUUCGGCGGAAAAUCCUACGGAAGGAUCCCGUGCUUCUUCUUCUUCUUCUUCCAAUAGCUGGUUCUCCGACAUCCUCAAUCCCCCCAAUACAACACCCACACCGCAACAAAGCUUCGAACCUCAACCUCGAGUCCCCACUCUCAUCUCUGCCCCGGAAGUCCAGAUUCCAGACAGAGACCCCUUCUCGCCACGGCCACGUGGGAUCCCAAUUCCUCCGGGCCGGAGCUUUCAGAAUGGUCCAACACUUUUGACCGACACCCAUUUGCUCUCUCCCCCCAAAAAACUUAUUGAGUCGGUUCAGAGGAGGUCCGUCUCUUCGUCCACGCUUUGACAUAUGGAAAUCAUGAGCAGAUUCAGCACUAGUAGUCAAUCUUCAAGGCAACAUGAUAAUAAGAAGAAGCUGGUUAUGGCUGGUCCAGAUCAAUCUCGACGUAAAGCCCACAUAGCAGAGCCUGCACCAGACCUCACUGACUUCAUGAACGACAUGUUUUUUGGUUCCAUCAAAACUAUUGAUCAUAAUAAAAUUGUUUAUAACUUGACGGGUACUAGUGAUGAUACUGAUACUAGUGCUAGUGUAAAGGAGGAAAAGAACAAAGGAUGCAAAGACGAAAACAAGUUGGUAAGGGAGGAGUUUAGCCCUGGUAGGAGGAGUACCAGCAGUAGUAAGCUGAGUCAGGAUUGGCUUGAGGAGGCUAGGCGCUUGGUCGCUUCUUCUCCUUCCCGCAGUAGCUCUCCUUCUCGCCUUGUUGGCUCGCCAAGGUUCGCAACAGCUGCGGCACAUGGAUCUCCGGCCUCGGCCUCGGCCUCGGCCUCGUCUGUUGAUAGAAGAGACCCACUAUCUAGGUCUGCUAGAAGAUAUAGAGCAGUGGAGAGUUUCAGCGGAGAAAUCCUGUCGAAGUCAGCCACACACAGUCGCAACAAAUCAGAAACCUUCGCAACCGGCGUCUCGCCGGCACCGGAAUCCCCUACUGAAGGAUCCCGUGCUUCUUAUUCUUCCAAUAGCUGGUUCUCCGACAUCCUCAAUCCCCCCAAUCCAACACCCACUCCGCAACAAAGCUUCGAACCUCAACCUCGAGUCCCCAUUCUCAUUUCUCGCCCAUCUCUGCCUCGUAAGUCCAGAUUCCAGACAGACCCCUCCUCGCCACGACCACAUGGGAUCCCAAUUCCUCCGGGUCGGAGCUUUCAGAGUGGUCCAACACUUUUGACCGACACCCAUUUGCUCUCUCCGCCCAAAAACCUUAUUGAGUCGGCUCAGAGGAGGUCCGUCUCUUCGUCCACGUGCUCCGUGGAGAAGAUUUCUCUUAAGCGCAGCUCAAAUGGGUUGCCAUCUGAAUCCGGUGAAACUCGGGACUUUGGCCUCAAUGGGUUCCUCAAGGAGCAGAGGAUUAGGCUUGGAAAAGUCUUGGAAGGUGAUGAUAAUGCCAAAGCCAAAAUCAUACUUUCUGGGUCUUCGAACAGUACGAGUUCCAUGGUAGCGGCCAUAUGCUAUGCAUGGUUAUUAGAGAACAAAGUGAGAAAGGAAAGUAAGACCAAAGGUGCUGAUGAAGAUGAAUAUGUUAUGGUUCCGGUUAUGAAUGUUAAGAGGGAGACAAUGUGGAAGCUACGACAGGCUGCUUGGCUUUUCUACCACGUUGGUCUUGAUGUUAACUCGUUGUUCUUUGCCAAUGAGGUGGAUUUGGAAGGACUAAUAAUGACUGGGAAAUUAAACAUGCUCGUGGUUGGACAAGAUGUCCUUAAAAUCAAUGGCGAGGUAGGGUCUCAGUGCACUAUUCUUACUGAUAAUUACUGUGAAGAUGCCUACGAUCUACUUCAGACCCCCGUACUGAAGAAACUUCUGCUUGCAGCUAUCCUGUUAGACACUCAGAACCUAAACUCAUCUAGUCAACAUUCAAUGGCAAGAGAUGCAGAGGCAGUUCAGUUGUUGCUAGUUGGCUCAACCCCAAAUUACAGAAAUGCUCUUUUUGAUCAAUUGAUCCAGGAUCAAAGAGACAAUUCCUUUUUAGAAGCUUUGCGGCAGAAUUAUGGGAAACCAUCUGAAGAGAGUGGUCAUGAGAGUGAGGAGCAUGUGGGGCUUAAGACUGUGGAUAGAAAAUCACUAUCUAAUCAUCGCCCUGAAGCAAUGGUACAACAUUCAGAACAGAAAAAUAAUGCAAAACCUAACAAGGUUUCUCAAAAAUCAGAAAAACCAAGUUCAUCACUUCCCAAAGGUUCUCCAACACCACCAACUAAAGCAAAUCCCGAUGCAUCUCGUGGAAAGAACAAGUUCUUCCUUGCAAAGUGGUUUGGUUUUGGAUCAAAAUAAAGGGAAUAUCUGUUUUUCACACCACUAACUGUAACUUCUAUAGAGGAAAACAAGAAUUUUGUUCCGUUUCAUAACACCUGGUCAAAUAUAGUGUCUUGGAUUUCAUUUGCUGGUAGGUUCAAUAAAACAAAUGGCGUUUCCAUUUCACUUUACUGCAGAGUUUUAACCCAUAGAAUGGUGAUGUCUUUGUAAGAAUGUGACUUAAGGCCAAAUUUUCUUUUAAGUUGUUGAUAAUUUUGGAUUGGUAACAUCAUGGCUCAGACAAAUUAUACAACAUUUUUUUUUCUUCUGUCAUAUUUUAUUGUCUCAUUGUGAUUUUGACAUGGAUAUUUGACAUAUAAAUUAUUAUCUUGUACUUGUCAAAGAAA
This is a messenger RNA of Humulus lupulus (European hop), 2680 nucleotides long. RefSeq lists its product as uncharacterized. Lineage: Eukaryota; Viridiplantae; Streptophyta; Magnoliopsida; Rosales; Cannabaceae. The record is from RefSeq and is a predicted model, not a curated record. The coding region runs from base 345 to 2312 and encodes 655 amino acids. Gene Ontology annotation, cellular component: cytoplasm. The transcript has 10 exons. Gene Ontology annotation, molecular function: exopolyphosphatase activity.